AUGGCGUGUGGGUGUGGCAGAACAAUCAGAGUAUUUGCAAACAAAUGGUUACCUGGGAAUAAUGGAAGCCGAAUCUUAUCUCCAAACAAUUCACUCCCUAGUACCUGCAUGGUGUCAGACGUAAUUGAUCAUGAUUCAAGGGACUGGAAUUACCAUUUAAUUGACGCUUCUUUUGCCCCUGUAGAGGCAAGCCUGAUUAAAGCUAUUCCCUUGAGCGCUCUGCCACAAAAAGACUUAUUAUACUGGCCACUAGAAAGGUUUGGAGACUAUACGGUCAAAUCCGGGUACAAAAUGCUCUGUGAAGAGAGCAGAAGAGAGGAAGCUGCAUCCUCAAAUCGGGAAGCCAGCAAAGCUUUGUGGAGAGGAAUAUGGAAGACGUCUACCCCAGGAAAGGUUAAACAUUUCCUAUGGAAGGCCUGUUCUAAUGCUCUGCCAGUAAAACUCAACCUAGUGAAACGAAAAUUUUUGGAGGAAGAUGUUUGUCAGCUCAUUGAUCUCUUUGCCACGACAGCUUGGUUUAUAUGGUGUAGAAGAAACAAAGUGCGCCUCAACGAACCAGUGAUCCCACUAAAUAAAAUUGCAGAUGAAGCUCUACACUACCUCAGGACAUAUAGAAACGGGCAUAGCAAAGAGAAGAGGAAGACACCGAGAGGUAAAAUAAAAUGGAGCCCUCCACCAUCUGGAAUGUUUAAGACUAAUUUCGACAGCGCGGUAUUUGAAGAGUCAGGAGAGGCAGGCAUAGGGGUGGUAAUUCGAAAUUCUGCAGGAGAGGUGAUGGCUUCCUUAUCUGAAAAAAUCCCACUUCCUGCCACGGUUGAAGCUGUGGAGAUGCUUGCUGCCCGUCGUGCAGUCAGAUUUGUGCAAGAAGUGGGGCUAGCUGAAUCUAUAUUUGAAGGUGAUUCUCAAUCUGUCAUCUUAGCCUUACAAAGAAAUACUAUGGUGAAUUCUGGUAUAGGUCAUUUAGUAAAAGAUGUAUUAUCAUCUGUAACUCUCUUCGGAGAUGGUCAUUCUCUCAUACGUAUAGGCAAGCAUUGGGUCGUGCAAUAUGGUCUCAUUGCUCGUGGUGCGGAGGUAGAUCUGAAGAGCUUCUCUUUGGUUAAGGCUCAUUUCAAUGGGCUAUCUUCCAAUGAGGCUGGCCUUGUUGCUAGUGCUCCUAUUGCCCUUCUCGUUUACCUUGGUCGGUUUAUGCCUAUGGUUCUAAUGGUUUUGCUUGUGAGCAUGCGAUGGACCGCAACAUAA
This is a messenger RNA of Quercus robur (English oak), 1239 nucleotides long. RefSeq lists its product as uncharacterized. The transcript has 4 exons. Lineage: Eukaryota; Viridiplantae; Streptophyta; Magnoliopsida; Fagales; Fagaceae. Bases 1 to 1239 code for a protein of 412 amino acids. Gene Ontology annotation, molecular function: nucleic acid binding; RNA-DNA hybrid ribonuclease activity. The record is from RefSeq and is a predicted model, not a curated record.